AUGUCAAUUCAUAGCGGGGCCUUGGGCUCCCUUCAUCCACCUCGAAAUGUCCAGCAGAUCACCAAAGCUGCUCAAGACUACGAAUAUGAUGCUAAUAUUCCUCUCCGCUACUGGCUGCGAUCCGCUCUGGCCAUGCUGAAAGAGGCAGGGAUAUAUAUGCGUGAAGGCGACGAAGAAACAACAUAUCUCCUCCUCUUCCGACAUGCCCACCUCAUUCUCUCUCAAUUGCCAGCCCAUCCACAGGCACGAGACAAGGCGAAUAAGUUAUUUUUGAAGGAGGCGGAAAAGGAAGUCAACAGGAACUUCGAAGUUCUUGACCUGCUAAAGCCUCGGAUUAACGAGAGAUACGAUCAACAUAUAAAACUGGUAAAAGAGAGAGAAGCGAGAAGUCCUCAACUUCCGGACCAGUCUUCUAUCUCAUAUCCGACUCGACAGCCAGCACUAGAACAAAGAACGCAACCACUCCAAGCACAUGAACACAAGGACCUAGCAGUGAGAAUAGCCCAGAAAGAAAUAUCGAGAAGGGCCGCAAAUCGACAAGCCGCGUGGCCCUCGGGCGGCGAUGUGGAUGACCUUUCGCGGAGACUUCAAGAAAUUCGGGCUCGCGUUGAGAGAGCCACGUUGGAUACGGACAGUCGGACCCGGGCACCGUCAGCCAGCAGCUUGAGUUUCCACUAUCCUAGAAUCCCUUCACAUCAAGCUCAGCCAGUGCUGAUUCCUCCCGUGCCGCCCACACCACGUCGUGAGGUCCCGAGACAUAUUAUUCCGCUAUCUCCCCCAGCAGUUCCUCCCAAACCUGAUAUUGAGGUGACCGCACCACCAGCUCGGCCAGAAAAGGUGUCGGAGAAACUAGCGUCAAGGUCAGCAACGCCCGAACCGGUACAUAUUUUCGCUCCGGCUGCGUAUCUCGAAAACGGUACUCCGCUACGCACAGUUUUCUUACCACCAACAUUACGAACGACGUUCCUGCGAAUUGCCCACAAGAACACACUGGCGAACUUGGAAACUUGUGGAUUUCUCGGAGGCACGCUGAUUGCAAACGCUUUUUUCAUCAGCCGGCUGAUUAUUCCCUCACAAACGGCCACUUCGGAUACUUGUGAGAUGACGAAUGAAUCACAACUUUUCGAUUAUGUGGAUUCAGAAGACCUCAUGAUCCUGGGUUGGAUCCAUACUCACCCUAGUCAGACUUGCUUUAUGAGCAGCCGAGACCUGCACACCCAUGCAGGAUAUCAAAUGAUGUUGGCUGAGAGCGUGGCUAUUGUAUGCGCACCGAGUAAAGGAGACACGACACACGGUGGGGACUGGGGAGUUUAUCGGUUGACGGAUCCUCCAGGAAAGAGAACUAUUCUUAGUUGUGAUCAACCAGGUAUCUUUCACCCUCACGACGUUGAAAAUGUUUACACGGACGCGCUUCGACCGGGACACGUAGUUGAGGCUAAAGGAAUGGAGUUUGAGGUGGUGGACCUCAGAGACAAGUGA
Messenger RNA from Rhinocladiella mackenziei CBS 650.93, 1479 nucleotides. RefSeq lists its product as uncharacterized. Lineage: Eukaryota; Fungi; Ascomycota; Eurotiomycetes; Chaetothyriales; Herpotrichiellaceae. The record is from RefSeq and is a predicted model, not a curated record. Gene Ontology annotation, molecular function: K63-linked deubiquitinase activity; metal-dependent deubiquitinase activity; protein binding. The coding region runs from base 1 to 1479 and encodes 492 amino acids. Gene Ontology annotation, biological process: protein K63-linked deubiquitination. Gene Ontology annotation, cellular component: membrane; endosome. The transcript is spliced from 2 exons.